Messenger RNA from Linderina pennispora, 340 nucleotides. RefSeq lists its product as uncharacterized. The coding region runs from base 25 to 309 and encodes 94 amino acids. The record is from RefSeq and is a predicted model, not a curated record. NCBI's taxonomy places the organism in Eukaryota, Fungi, Kickxellomycota, Kickxellomycetes, Kickxellales, Kickxellaceae. The transcript has a single exon.
AGCAUAUCGGCAUAUUCGCACCUAAUGGACACAGCACGGCACACCGACACGCUAUAUUCUGCGCACGUCAGCGGCAUUGGCCGCGUACUAGUACCCCACCCGCCGCAGCCGCAGCCGCACCCUGCUGAACCGCCAAAGACAACAAGACCGCUGCCUCCGCUUGGCAAGCCCUGGUGGAAACGCCUGUUCGUCGAUGCCAUGCUCAUCCCCUUUGUCCAGGGCUUCACGCUGAGCAUCGCCACGCAAUGGGCCCGCCACUGGCGACGCAUCGGCGGCCUGGUGGGCGUGAUCCGGCGGCGACUUCAAUAGCUUUAUUUUAAUACAUUUAGACUUCUCCUGG